Messenger RNA from Clupea harengus (Atlantic herring), 2558 nucleotides. RefSeq names its product NFS1 cysteine desulfurase (gene nfs1). Gene Ontology annotation, molecular function: pyridoxal phosphate binding; cysteine desulfurase activity. Gene Ontology annotation, biological process: [2Fe-2S] cluster assembly. NCBI's taxonomy places the organism in Eukaryota, Metazoa, Chordata, Actinopteri, Clupeiformes, Clupeidae. The record is from RefSeq and is a predicted model, not a curated record. Gene Ontology annotation, cellular component: mitochondrion; cytosol; nucleus.
CCACCUUGGAGGUAUGACCUAACUUGUGUAAGCAUUGCUGGCUGGUGAUUACGAGUGCAGUGUGGUAUUUUGAUCACGAGAAAGUGUAUAAUCCAGGCAAAAUACUGCGCGUGCUAGGUAAUUUGACGAGAUUAUUCUAUUUAACAAAUUUACAACAAGGCGAUAGUUAGCUUCUAUCGCGUGUGUGUAUCCUGCUGUCUUUUGGUACCGAGGGCAUCCAGGCUCAAAGGGAAAGAUGAUAAGCACAACUGUAACGAGGAAACUCCUGGGGUCCAUGUGUGGCUUUCAGACCCCUAGGUUGACUUAUGCUCAAAGUGCUGCCACUGCCAUUCUUCGAGACAAAGAAAUAAUCAAAAGUAGAGAACUGGAAAAGGAAGAGUUACGGCCACUGUACAUGGACUUCCAGGCAACUACACCCAUGGACCCAAGAGUACUGGAUGCAAUGCUCCCUUACCAAGUGAACUACUAUGGCAACCCUCAUUCCAGAACUCAUGCCUAUGGCUGGGAGAGUGAGAGUGGCAUGGAAAAAGCUAGAAAGCAAGUUGCAGAUCUUAUUGCUGCUGAUCCUAGAGAGAUCAUUUUUACAAGUGGUGCCACUGAGUCCAACAAUAUGGCAAUCAAAGGAGUUGCCCGAUUUUACAAAGCCAAGAAGAAGCACAUCAUCACCACACAGACUGAGCAUAAAUGUGUACUAGACUCCUGCCGUGUUCUGGAGACUGAGGGUUUUGAUGUCACCUACCUACCCGUGAAAACCACGGGACUCAUCGACCUCCAGAUGUUAGAAGAAGCUAUUAGGCCAGACACAGGCCUAGUGUCUAUUAUGACAAUCAACAAUGAGAUUGGAGUCAAGCAGCCCAUGAAGGAAAUAGGUCAGCUGUGUCGUUCCAAGAAUGUCUUCCUCCAUACGGAUGCUGCUCAGGCCUUCGGCAAGAUCCCCAUUGACGUCGCUGACUGGAAGGUGGAUCUGAUGUCAAUUAGUGGACAUAAAAUAUAUGGCCCUAAAGGUGUUGGGGCUCUGUAUGUGCGGAGGAGGCCGAGGGUGCGAAUGGAGCCUUUGCAGAAUGGUGGUGGUCAGGAGAGGGGUCUUCGCUCGGGCACGGUACCCACACCGCUGGCAGUGGGACUGGGAGCAGCCUGUGAGAUUGCCCAACUGGAUAUGGAGUAUGAUCACAAACGGGUGACCAUGCUAGCCAAUCGCCUGAUUCAAAAGAUCAUGUCAGAUCUCCCAGAUGUCUUCCUGAAUGGUGACCCAGACCAAGGGUACGCAGGAUGUGUCAAUCUCUCAUUCGCAUACGUGGAGGGAGAGAGCUUGCUAAUGGCUCUAAAGGACGUAGCACUUUCAUCUGGAAGUGCCUGCACCUCUGCCUCCCUGGAACCCUCCUACGUUCUAAGGGCAAUCGGAGCCGAUGAGGACUUGGCCCACUCUUCGAUCAGGUUUGGAAUUGGCCGUUUCACCACAGAGGAUGAAGUGGACUACACAGCAGAGAAGUGUAUUCACCAGGUCAAACGGCUAAGGGAAAUGAGCCCUUUAUGGGAGAUGGUGCAGGAGGGCAUUGAUCUGAAGAGCAUCAAGUGGACGCAGCAUUAAGCCAGCCGCAUAGGAGAGCAAGCUGAGGAUGGAGCCUUGUGAAUACUUAUUUGUAUAGUUGUGGCCUGACUGGGACUCCUUUCUCAAAGAAACACGCACAAAUACGUUACUUAUUUUGGGAAAAUGAGUUUGUUUAUACUGGCAGACCUUAGUCUGUUUCUUUGCAUUUAUAUAAAUUUGGUCAAAGCGAAUUGUCUGACUGUGUGUGAAUGGACAGUUUUCUGAAAUGGCUUGGGUAUGUGGUAAGUGGUUUUGGUUUUAGCACGGACUACAUUCCAAAGACAAUUGGUUAAUUCACUUAAGGUUUGUGUUACUUCGUAUGCAACCAGAUUGAACGUUUUCACAAGUCAUCUAGACAUUGUAUACACACAUGAGCACUCACUGUUGACAAGCAUCAUGACAAUAACACUUUCCAUAACAUAACACAUUCUCAGAGAUACACUGUGGUUUGAUGAAAGUAAUUACUUGACAUUGGCUUUUUGUUCAGUUCCAUUGGAUUCCCAACCAGGGAGACAAUCCACAGUUAGCAUACUGCCAGUAUCUCAACUCAUCUUCUCUCUGUAGUUUAUCUUAAAUGAAUUAUUUAUAUAUAUAUAUUUUUUGUCGUGUGUGUGUAUAUAUAUAUAUAUAAUCAUUACCCAUUUUCAAGUUUUGACAGCUUAGUUUAAGAACAGUUAUACAAAGAGAUACACAGUUAAAGCUUAUUUACUUCUCAGUGUCAAGUAGGAUAGAACUUGUAUACACACAUGUAUACAUUUGAAAACAGGUACUUAAACAAUUCACUGAAACCAAAAGCUCAGAUACAAACCGCUAUGCUUAGAUAACAUUUUCUUUUACAUUUUAGAUCACCAUUUUCAAAUCAUAUUGUGUUAAACUGUAUUAAAGGCAACCACCAUACACUUGUAAGCAUUUAGCCUACCAUGUAAACACGUCUCUCAAUUCUCCAGUAAAACUACAGUACGUCAAUAAA